AUGCGCGAGUCGCAUACCGUGGAAGAACAGCUCGCUGUAGGACUUGAAAUCAAACCGUCCACUCCAGUACCUGCUCCUACCACAAGUGGAGGCACAUCGGUUGUAACGACAACAUCACAAUGUUCAUCUCUUUCUGAUACUGCUAGCCUAUCAACAACAAUGGCCUCACUUGUGGAUCAGGAGGUAUAA
This is a messenger RNA of Strongylus vulgaris, 189 nucleotides long. The record is from the annotation of a GenBank genome assembly. Lineage: Eukaryota; Metazoa; Nematoda; Chromadorea; Rhabditida; Strongylidae.